UGAGACUUUAGAGCACCAUAUACGUGGCACCACCUUAUGCUUUUACCAUACAUCUUUAUAGUAGUAUGCAACAAAUCUUAUCAUGUGUUGUAUAAUCUAGGUACGUAGAUUAUCUAUUUAUGAGUGGCCAAAAACUCGGGAUACUACGCUGCAGGUUGGCAACGGAUCUACGAAUAGGAGUGUUUUUGCCUCGGAGCUGAGAAACAGAAAUGGGGCGGGGAUAUUGAUGCAUUUUUAUAUCAUUCCCUCUAGUCUUCUUUGCACUCCUAAACCUUCCGCUCAUCGAACUUGCGCUAGCCUCUGUUUACAAAUUGAUACACCAGGUCCUUGGCUAUUUGUGUAGCAUUAGACCGCUCCUUACCUACCUAAUAUAUACCUAUAUAUAUUAAAUUGUCUACCUACUAGCACAAUGGAAUCCACAGACAGUAUGAAGAGUCGCGUUCAACUCAGAAUCAAACGUGCAAAAAGCCACGUUAAAAUCAGAUUCAACCAUGGAAAAAGCCGCAUUAAAAGAAUCAAGAAUCGUAUCAAGGGGGAAAGCUCUCAAGCAGCAUCACGGGUACAAACUCCGAUCCCUACAGAGAGAAAUCAGUCAGCAACCCUCCCAAGCCCUGAUUCCAGGACUGUAGGAGGCGCGAGCAAUGAGUCGACAAUCCCACCACGCGUCUCGUAUGACUCUACAAUCCACGGGGUUGGGACGUUAAGCGAACCGUCUCACGACACGGCGCCCCAGAGAGGACAUGAUAAUGAUAGCGCCUCAUAUAUUUCAUUGCCUAACCUUGUUACACAUGCGGGGGACAAUGAAGGCAAUACAGGGGUAGCUAUGGAUAGCCAAAGUGAAAACGAUCCUAGUGUACCUUUGGGCCCCGGCCAACUUUGGGCCGCAGCGUACAAAAGGCUUGAAGAUGAUGAUCCGAAACUUUUACAUACCUACCAGCAGUUCUUACUGAGUAAAGGCCAUAAUAGCCGUAACCACCCACAGGUUGUUAGCGAAGACUGGCAAGCCCAAGUUAAAAAACUCGCCAAGGAAGCAUUAGAGGCAAGCCAGAAGGAAAGGCUCAGUUUCAAGCUACGCGAGAAGAACAUUGUCGUUCGUGAACAACUUGAGAAGGCCAUGGGGUUCAUUGUAUCUGUCAAAGAUAUUGUGGGAGCCGCUAUCUCAUCCGAACCUCAUGCUGCACUAGGAUGGGCAGGUGCUAUGUUUGUUCUUCCGUUGUUGAGCACUAUGUUACAACAAGAUAAGCUUGCAAUAGAAGGCUUCGAAUCUAUAGUAAAUCUUCUAAUCCGUUGCAAACUCGUUGUGGAUGACUUUUUGCAACCUAGUGCUCUAGAUUCUGGGAUCUCUGCCAAUUAUUCGGACACUGUUCAUUCUCUCCAAUCGAAGAUCAUUGAUUUCUACUACAGCGUCUACAAGUACCAGAUUUCGGUUAUCGCGCACUUCAACCGCUCUACUCUAAGUAAACUCUGGAAAGACUUCAGAGUAAAAGAUGACUGGAAAGGAAAGACUGGCCAAUUUAAAGCAACAGAAUUGGAAAUUAGAGAGGAUAUACAAGCCCUGUCAGCGCAUAAAACGAAGGAGAUUGAUAAUAAGCUUGAGGAUCUCUUGUCUGAGAACCAAAACUCUUUGGAGGAAUAUAAGAAGAUUAUGAAAGAGAGCUUAGAGGCUAUAAAGCAUGCCUCAGAUCUCAAAGAUCUUCCUGUUGCUCAUUCCGCAGCGUUUGAAUCCUCGGAAUCAGGGAGACGGUGCUGCACGCCACAAACCCAAUUGAAGAUCCUUAGUCACGUACAAGAAUGGGUAGAGAGUCCUACAAGCAAACCAAUCUUGUGGCUCCAUGGAAUGGCUGGCACGGGCAAGUCUACUAUUUCCCAAACGGUCGCCACAGCCUUGGAUAAGAAGACCUCUUUCGCAAAUGAUUCACAACUAUCCGAUAAUAUCUAUCUCGGUGGUACUUUUUUCUUCAAGCAGGACGACACAAGCAGAAACCAUGCUAGCGUGUUGUUUACAACGCUUGCGCACCAGCUAGCCCAUAAACGAUUUGGCCUUGAAAAAGAGAUAGCUAGAGCUAUCAACGAAAAUGCGAGUCCCAACAUAGGAGUCAAAAGUGUAAAAGUCCAAUGGGAAGAAUUGAUACUGAAGCCUCUCAAAACCAUUCAAGAAUCACUUCCUCGAACGCGUCUGGUAUUGAUACUUGAUGCAUUAGAUGAGUGUCGACACCAGGAAACUGGAACUAUGAGAGCCAAUAUCCGAGACAUCGUUCAAUCGCUGGGACAACUUAGGGAACUCUCCGGGAUUCAAAUUAGGGUUCUCGUAACUAGUAGGAACGAAAGCCACAUCUAUGCAGCCUUUAAUGAGUUAAAGGAUUCGUAUGACCACCACGAACUCCCAAAGGUUACGCUCGAUGGCUCCCACAAUGAUAUAAGCAUAUUCCUGGAAAAUGAGCUGUACGGAAAUAGAAAAGACGACGAAUAUGGUGCACAGUGGCCUACUCCGGUUGAAUUUUCCAAACUUGUUGAGAAGUCUGGUGGUCUUUUUAUCUACGCAGCGACUGCAUGCAAGUUUUUGAGCGUCAAUGACACAGAACUAGCAAAGGAGCGAUUGGAUAAGCUUCUUGAGGGAACUCCCAGCUCGAAGUCUCCGGAGUCCAGUUUGGACUCUAUAUACCGUACAGUCUUGGAUGCUUAUACCAGAGAUUGGACCGAAGACGAAAAGCAAAAAGACCGCCUUAUUAAAGAGACCCUAAGGUUGAUUGUUGUACUUUUCAAGCCCCUACCAAUCAAUUCAUUAGCGGAACUCACGACAAGUAAAAGCCAGGCCUCCAGAGUAAGAAAAUGUCUCGAGAGUGUACGUUCCAUUGUCGACAUCCCGGAAGGCUACGAAUUACCGGUGAGCCUAGUGCACCUCUCGUUCCACGAAUUUCUUUUAGAUGAACAGAGAUGUAAGACAACAGGUUUCUACGUUGAGCCAUCCAUAACACAUAUCCACCUAUUCAAAAGGUGUCUCGAUAUUAUGUCACAGCAACUCCAUAUGGACAUGUGUGAUCUUAAAAAGCCAGGCGUACUUUCGACUGAGAUUCAACGAGACUUGGUUCAGCAGUCCAUUUCACCACUUCUGCAGUAUGCUUGCAGGUACUGGGUUGACCACCUCUUGCUCGUUAGGGAAGCCCACCUACCCCAGGAUAUAUUGUCUGACAAUGGAAAAGUCCACAAAUUCAUGAAAAAGCACAUAUUGAACUGGCUUGAGGUACUUAGUUUGAUAGGAGAGGUUGGAAGCGCCGUCCACGCAAUUAAUCAUCUCAGGACAUUGGUUAAUCCGCAAAUGAGCCUGAAACUAUCUGAUUUCCUCAACGAUUCAUACCGGUUCACUCUUUUCAAUAUAGGCAUCACUCGAGAAGCCCCUCUUCAAGUGCAUUAUUCCUCAGUUCUAUUCAGUCCUUCUUCGAGUAUCGUACGACGUUUAUUCUUGGGGUCACUCAUUGAAUGGAUUACGAAGAUGCCCACUGUAGAAGAUGCUUGGGGUACCGAACUGCUAAAUAUUAAAUGCGAUGGCUGGUUAGAUUCAAUAGCUGCUUCCCCAGACGGCAAAAUGCUUGCUGCGGUGUCGAAUGGGGCGCUCCAGCUCUUUGAAGCUGCCACAGGCACUGAAAUCGUCAAGAUUGAUUUUCGUCCGAAUCAGCACAUCCGCAAAACUUUGUUCUCGACAGACGGACAAUAUGUUGCUUUGGGCUUAGAAAGUGGCCUCGUUCGAUUAUAUGACAUACAAACGAGGGAAACUUCAGAUCUACAGGGCCACAAAAGACGGGUUACUGGUCUGGCUUUUUCUCAAUCUCCUAGCAGCCAUAUAUUCGCCUCAAUAUCAAAUGACGGCUCAUGUUGUGUGUGGGAUUGGUCGAGAAAGAAACCAAUCCAUACACUUCAAACUGCCAAGGAGCAUACGACAGCAGUCGGAAUUUCUCCUGAUGGCAACUUCGUGGCAGUAGGGUCCAUGACUGCUAAUCGGUUUCGUGAAUCAACCCUCCAGGUAUGGGAUAUAAAUACAGGAGAAUCGGUAAUUACGUCGGAUGAUAUUGAGUAUAUCCGGUCUAUCACAUUCUCUCACGACGGAGAUUCCAUGGCAGUGGCAAUAUAUGAUACUUCGCUUAAGUUGUACGAUACUAAAACAUGGCUUUCACGAUUCACAUUAUCCUUUCUCACGCUGUUAUCAGUGGCAUUCUCAUCUGACGGGAAGAUUCUAAAAAUUUGCAGUGGAACAUGGACUAAAAUAUAUUUUUACAAUGCAGUUUCCGGAGAAAAAAUUCGCGGACCGUAUGUCCCACCUUAUAGUUGUUGGGGUGCGGUGUUUUUUCCUAAUGGAAAAAUCAUAGUCUUGAUGUUAGGUGACAGCAUGCGACUAUGCAGCCUUACUGCUAGCAACGAGGAGAGAUUGCCCUCGUAUGACAUCAUUGCUGUUACACCUCUUGAUUACAAUAGUGUCAUGGCAGUUUAUGACGGUACGACUAGCUUUUGGGAGUUGAAUGAGUUCAAAGUCGUCCAAGAAAUCCCCCGCAGGUUAGAAUGCUCGUCCAACAGCAGAUUUGCCGUGCAUUAUUCCGAGAAUUCUAUUGAAAUAUGGUCCACCGUAACCCGAGACCUCGUCGAGCAUUUUAAAGGCACCGGAAAAAUCCAUUUCUCGCCCUUUGGUGAGAUUUUAGCUUUGGUUUCAUCUGAUGUUUCAUAUAAUAUAAUUCAGAUUCUAGAAAUCGACACUUGGAAAGAGCGCACAAAUCUCACCCUUCAAUACAGUCCUGCACCAUUAUACGUCGAGUUUUCGUCAGGUAACAAGCCUAUACUCUGGAGACGGCGAAGUGAUUUAGAUGAAGGCUCUUACUUAGAGAUAUUUAUCCUAGAGAAGCAUGGCCAUUUUCGCUCAAUGGAAUACAACAACGUUGGCUAUCCUACAUUCUCGCCGGACGGUAAAUGGAUGGCCUUUGAGGAAUGUAAAAAAGGCCCUUAUGUCCAUCUAUUCGAGGUAGAGACGCAACAACAAAGAGCCAAGCUACCGUACAACAGAAGACGCAAUCCGAAAAUACUUUUUUCACCGGACAGUACUCUUAUCGCCAUACUAGCCAACAGGAUGUUCACCCUAUGGGACAUGACCCAGAAUGUCAGGGUGCACAAUCUGGAGGUAACUGAUUCGUCCUGCCUCAUCGCGAUAUCACUAAAUGGAGAAUUUGUUCUGGAUAUCGACGAUCAAAUGAACAUAUGUGAUCUUAAAACUAAUCAAGUGGUAACCCUGCCUUCUGGCGUAUUGGACUAUGGUUUAUCCUUCUCAAAAGACAGUGAAUACUUGAUUAGUCCCAGGGGUCGCCUACCAUACCGGUCUACUGGUAGAGACCUCGAUUACCUUUACGUCAGCGAGAACUGGGUGCUCCAAGGAGGCGAGAGACUGUUGCGGCUUCCCCAAGCAUAUAUCCCGGUCGUUGACAACGUAGUGGUAAAAGGAGCCACCAUUGUUCUGGGAGUUCAGUUCAGCUCUCCGGUGUUUAUCACAAUUGAUCUCGAAAAUACCCCCUUGGCGAAGCGACGUAAGGAAUCUUUACAAGUUGAGGUAGUAGGCUCCAGAAUCACAGAAGUGGAGUAGUUUGUUAGUACACAUGAUCUGUUUUGGCUAGGUACAUUCAAGAGAAAGAUGGACACUAUUAGAGUUAGGUGUUUCCCUUACUUUGGUAAAGCCAUGUAAUGUAUUUUAGAUCAUAGGCACACAGGUCUAUAGACUAUAAGUCAGCA
Daldinia caldariorum is the source of this 5763-nucleotide messenger RNA. Its product is annotated as WD40 repeat-like protein. Gene Ontology annotation, molecular function: protein binding. The transcript is spliced from 7 exons. The record is from RefSeq and is a predicted model, not a curated record. NCBI's taxonomy places the organism in Eukaryota, Fungi, Ascomycota, Sordariomycetes, Xylariales, Hypoxylaceae. Bases 410 to 5617 code for a protein of 1735 amino acids.